Molecule: messenger RNA, 5396 nt
Organism: Frankliniella occidentalis (western flower thrips)
Lineage: Eukaryota; Metazoa; Arthropoda; Insecta; Thysanoptera; Thripidae
Gene: Lrch
Product: leucine-rich repeat and calponin homology domain-containing protein
Exons: 13
Coding region: 65-2419 (784 amino acids)
Molecular function (GO): protein binding
Source: RefSeq, a predicted model, not a curated record
ACCUCGUAGAGUGCGGAGCAAACUGCGAAGCGUCAGCAGCGUCAGUUGCGUUCAGACAUGGAACAUGGCGAAAGGGUGUGCGUCGUUCUUGAGUGGACAAUCACAUCAGUUAACGAGAUCUUUAGAAAGAAUUUUAGAAGAUGCUCACGUCAGUGGUGAGCUCAAGUUAAGCGGUCGAAAGUUAAAGGAUUUCCCGAAGACUGGAGGCAAAUAUGAUCUCAGCGAUACCGUCACUGCAGAUCUUUCGAAGAACAGGUUUUGGGACCUGCCUAUUGAAGUUACCGAAUUUACGUCUUUGGAGAGGCUAGAGCUCUACCACAAUACCAUCCGCUGCAUCCCAGACAAUGUGGUCUACCUUCAGUCCCUUGUCCACCUUGACCUCAGCCGCAACCAACUUAAUGUCCUUCCAAGUGCUGUGUGCCAGCUACCUCUCCAGGUCCUUCUCUUGGGAAACAACAAACUGGUCAGUCUACCCGAGGACUUGGGGCGGCUACAAGACCUCACCCUAUUGGACGUCUCCUGCAACCAACUUAGUACCCUUCCCCCUCAAAUUGGAGACCUGGCAGAACUUCGUGAUUUAAAUGCUAGUAACAAUGUCCUCUGUGACAUACCUAUAGAACUGACAUAUUUGAGAUUGGAAAGACUAGAUAUUAGUGGGAACCGUAUUUCAAGUUUACCUGUGGAACUGCGGUCUAUGACCUCUUUAGUCUACCUAAACCUUAGUCACAAUCCUUUAACGUCACCCCCUGCCAAGCUUUGUGCAAGAGGGCGUGUUCAUGUUUUUAAGUACCUGGAAACUCAAGCUAUAUCAGAUAUCAAAAAACACCGCAAUGAUGAAUGGAGACGGACGCAUCGAAAGCUGUCUGAUCCUCGUGGAAACCCUAGGCAAAAGAAACGUUACACUGUUGACAGUGGCUACAGUACUUCUGACAACUGGUCGCAAGAAGUUCUAACCGGGAUUGGAGAGGAGCGGUUGGGCAAGCGCUCACCGCUAAUGACAAGGCUGAACGGCAAUGUGCCAGUUACAAGAACAAAUGGAAAUGGCAGCGGGAGUGGUAGUGCCUCUUCAACUCCUUCUACGGGCAGUCCUGGAGACGCAGAAGAUGAUAUAGACAAAGAACCUCAGGAGAAAAAGAGGUUAGAGAGAUCACAAUCAGAUAGGACAGAUGCGCGACAAUUUGAGAAAUCCAACAUUUCCAAAUAUAGUCCGGAUUCACUCACUCCUGAAGCCCCUAUUAAUGGCAACGGACUGGUCGAAGAGAAAAGACCCUUGGAGCACAUUCAAACCUACAGGGAAUACAAGGAAGCGCUUCGAAAUCAGCGUGCCCAGGAAGGAGCCAGUGUGUACAGACCAAGAGUACCUGGAGAACUCACUCCACCAAGUCCAGAAGGAGGGCCAUUAUCACUUCAAUCAUCCCCUGCCCAUAAUGGUCAUCAUGCAAAAGAUGAAACACCUGCAACAGACUCUGCGACCAACAAUGCUCUCUCACCAACUCAAGUGGAUGGCAUUUCAAACAACAUCAUAAAGAAGCCUGUGCAGAAAGUGACACCUUCCCGAAAUAUGAACUUCCCAUCCGCCCUGUCUAAUGGUAAUAAUGCAAAUGGCAAUAAUACUUCAAGCAAUGGUGGUGGGGAUUCUCCGGUGAACAGCUAUACCAAGCCCCUCUCACCAACAUCAAGUGUGGUCAAUGGUGUACCAAAUUCAAUUAUAUCUCCUGGGAAAGGUAUUCCCAGACUGGUUACUACUUCGGUUGGUUAUGUGUCACCUGCUCCAAAUCGCAAUAAAGCAGGUGCAAGAAGUGUAAGGUGGGGUCGUGAUGUACCACCAGAUAAGUUGAGUUUCACUAUGAGAAGAGAGUUUGAAAAGGCCAAAGAGGAGGCUGAGCUCAUCAAACAGCUGCGAACUCAAAUUGAGACUCGUUUGAAAAUGGGUUUACCAGAGGAUAUGGCCCCUGCUCUUGCUGAUGGAGUGGUUUUGUGCCAUCUCGCGAACCAUGUUAGACCCCGGUCUGUUGCCAGCAUUCAUGUGCCAUCACCAGCUGUGCCCAAGUUAACUAUGGCUCGCUGUCGAAGAAAUGUUGACAACUUCUUAGAAGCUUGUCGAAAGAUCGGUGUUGAAGAGGAGGUGAUGUGCGGUAGCGAGGGGGUAGUGCUGGGGAAUGAUGAGGGUUUGAGUUCUCUGGCACUCACCGUGCUUCGCCUACUCGACAUCGCCACAGGCGACUCCAAUGAUCCCAGUGAUGAAGAUAUCUGCACUGAAAAAGAAACUAUCAAAGAUGACCUGUUGAAAAUGGAGACUGCUGCUUACGUUCACUCUCCGUUGCCGAAACAUCCUCAUGACACGGCUAUCACUGUGUUUUGCGCCAUUGUAUUUGUAACUACAGUUGUUCUUCUUUACUUGUUCCCAUUGCCUAAUUAAGUACACCUUUGAGGAAGUGAUUUAUUUUCCCUGACAUUUCUGAAAUAUCUCAGCACAUUCUAGACCUAUUUACCCCUAAACAAGCUUAAAUAGGGGUAUUUGUGCUACAGAAUUCCAAACAUAUAGUUUUUGAAGUUUUCUGAUUACUUACAUGCAGCUUUGUAAGACCACAAUAAACUAUUCUUUACUAAUAUUUGAUUUAUGACAGCUGAAGAAAUUGCGCUUUGUUCUGUACUACAGUUUGUCUUCAGUAUCAGCUACAUUCUUAGGCACACAUCGUAAUGAACUAUGUUCUGUUUCUGUAGUUAGUGAGAAUGCCCACUCUUAUUUUUGAAGUGGUAAAAUAUUUUUUUUUUGGUACUGUAAACCUUGGUGAUGGUUAUGCUUGGUAUUGGGAAUGUGGUAUUUUUAUUGCCUUCUAAUUUUAUCUUAGAUAUUUUAAUUGUUUUGAGAACUUUGACUCAAUCUGUGUGAUAAAAAAAGUGCAUUAUAAUAUAUUUUAAUAUCCACCUUAUUUAAGGUUUUAAAUCUACAAGUAUUGAGCUUAUUUAUUUAUUAUUUCAACGCUGUUUCAUAAGCCUAAAUCAAUUGUGAUAUCUACCAGAAUAAGCUGCGAUUAUGAAUGAGUCAGCUGAAAUGUCAGAUUUUGUGCUUCCAUCCACAUGGUUUUAUGUUUAAAGGGGAAGUUUGUUUUCAACUCAUUGCUCUUGUCAAAGAGUCUCCUUUACUCUCUCCAAUUUGUAUUUUGUUUCUUUCCCAGGCUUUUCCAAUGUGAAUAGUGUACUUAAGUUCUUGUUCAUCAGUGAAUUUUAAAGGUAUCAAAAUGUAUCUAUGUUAAAUUUAUGUGCCUCUUACUGUAGUUGUAAGCUCAUGUGUGUGAUGUAGUUUAGAGCUUUCAUUAUUUAUUAAAGUGAGUUAAAUAUCCUCCUGCUCCCAGGGAAUUAACAAAAGAAAAAAAAAAUUGGGGGCAUAAGAGAUGUACUUGCCUUGCCAUGUCAUCCAUUAUUGUAUUUCAAUAUGCCCUGACUGUAAAUAAUUCGCUGUUGCAGGAAGUUAGUGAUGAGGUAUCAUGACUAGGAAGAAUUUGUUUGUUUGUUACCGUGAACAUCAGAACUGUACUCACUUCUUCUCUUCCAUAGACUUGGAUUCGAUAGCCGUGAUAGGUACUAAUUCACCUCACCUACCUAUUUUUCAACUGCAGCUAUUUUUCUUAUGGCUGUCCCCUAGUCAAGCCACUAGCUAUGAACUACUACUUUGUGUUAUUUUGGAACCAAGACUUGUCUAGUCCUUAUUGUUAGUAUUCCACCAAGUAAACUUAAGACUUCAAUGAUGUACAAAGCAUUAUUAAUUUGGCAGUAUUCUAAUUUUUGUGCUUGUGUAGUGUAUUUAGAAAAGAAACUAUAAAAAUGACUGCUUUUUUUCUCUUAGUUAGAAACUAUUCAAGGUAGGACUGUACAAUUACAAGGACUCCUAUCCAUGGGUUUAUGUCUAUAUGCCAUACCCUUAAGGUUUUAUGUAGUGUGUUAAAUUCCUGGAAUUGUCUUUUCCUGCUCUUCCAAAGAAAACACAUUUCCAUUUAGAUUUUCCCUUGACCCCCCUCCCCUUAGAUUUGUGAUUUUUUAGUCAGUAACUAAUAUAUCAACAACAUUGUUUCCUCUUAAUUGUCAUUCCUUUGUAGCCUAUAUGUUUGUCUAGACACAGGACCACCUUUUGUGGAUUUCAGAUUGUUUGUAAAAAAAUAUUUUUGUCCUACUUAAUUUUGAUUACUAAGAUGCAAUACAAUUUUAGUCCAAUAGUGCAGACUACUGUAAUUUAGUUUUAUAUCCUCUUCAAGUGAUUUAUUUUGUCUGACUUUUGGCGACGUAUCAAAUUGAAAAGCAUGUUGUGUUGCGUAAUGUAACAUUUUGAUUUUUCCAAGAGGGAACACAUGUGAGUUUAUUCUAUUCCUGUGAUUGCACUGACUGGGCAGCAUUAUUGCUCCCAUUAGAAAAAAAAUAUAUGUAUCUAUUUUGAUUUUAGGCAGGAAAACUAUUUUACAUAUGUGUUGCUCAUGUAGCUUCACAGCCUGGUAAAGAAAUGUGUAUUAGUGUCAAUAUUUUCAUAAAUGUGAAAAUUUUAUAUUUUUCUUCUCUUUUUGAGCAUUCCUGGACUUCUUUUACUUUAAUUAUUCAUUGUACGCACAUAUUCGUCCUGCCCAUGUGCACUGAUUCCAUGAAAGACUGGAUGGUGGAUAGUUGGGUCUGUAAACUCAAUUACAAAUCCUCUACUUCACGUGCGCCUUUUGUUCCAUGCUUUCUGCGUUCAGUAUGAUUGUGUCCUUUUUGUUCAAUUUUAACCACUUGCCUAUCUGAUUUUAAAUUUUUCUCUGACAGCUCGCAGUGUACCUCAGCUAAUGUGCCAUGAAUAUACUGUAAUUGAUUAUGUCGACACAAUUUAAGAACCAGAACGCAAUUGUUUGAAUACCUAUUCUCUUCACUGCGUGCUCUGGUUGGCUUAUCAAAUUGAGAUCACAGUUACAAAUGUAAACUUGGAAUUUCAAUUUCAAUUGAAUUUGUUUUAAGUUGUUUUCUGUGGCAUAAUUAUGACUGACUAUGUGUUAGAAAAAGUAGUGGCUGUUGGCAGGCUGGUUCUGCUGUGAACACUGUUUUCAGAAACUUCCUUAAUGUAAUUUCAAUGUAAUUUUAAAAUAUUGUUCACUAGAUUUCCUGAUUCACCCUGAUUUUAAACUCCUUGUGUCAUUGGUUUCAAUGCUUCACCAGUUUACAAAGUAUGAAACGUUGCUAGUGCCUCGCUUAAGAUAUUUUCCACUUGACAAUUGUAAUUUUAGGAAUGCUGUAGGAGGCUAUAUACAUACGGUAUAUUUUUGUCUUUAAUGAUGUGUACUUACUUAACCAAUGUUGUCAUUUAAUUUCAAAACAGAUGUAAUGGCAGUCUUAUGGGGGGAAAAUUUGAAAUAAAAGACAUUCAUGUUACUUGA